AUGUCAGAGGCCAAACCAAAGGUUCUCCUGUUCGAUAUUGGUGGUGUUUGUGUCGUCUCACCUUUUCAAGCUAUCCUCGACUACGAGUUAAGCCUAGGAAUCCCCCCAGGAUGGGUCAACUACUCGAUAUCCAGGACCGCGCCCAACGGCUUUUGGCAUCAGCUGGAGAAAGGUGAAAUACCGAUGGAUGAGUCUUUCUUCCAAGGGUUUAGCCAAGAUCUUCAUGACAAAACGAGAUGGGAAACUUUUUACCAGAGAGAGCAAAGCAAAGAUCCUAACCUAGCAGAGGAAAUGCCCCCGGUGCCUUCUAUCGACGCAGAAUUUUUAUUCAACCAGAUGAUGACUGUCUCUAACAGUCCUGAUCCCUGGAUGUUCCCAGCAUUGAAGAAGCUAAAGGAGAAUGGGCAGUUCAUUCUGGCCGCCUUAAGCAACACCGUCAUAUUCCCACCCGGCCAUAAGCUCUACCUUGACCACUUCUUCGACGAACCUGUGCGACAAAUUUUUGAUGUUUUUGUCUCCUCGGCUCAUGUUGGUAUUCGAAAGCCAGAUCCUGCCAUGUAUCAACUUGCUUUGACUCGAGUCGACGAGUUUGCCAAAAGCAAUGCUCAGUCGGCUCGUGGGAAAGGUCUAAACUGGGAGUCUGGCGUCAAGCCUGAAGAGGUGGUUUUUCUGGACGAUAUUGGUGAGAAUCUUAAGGCAGCGCGGAAACAAGGGUUGCGAACGAUCAAGGUGAACCUUGGUAGGGCCUUUGAGGCCGUUGAUGAACUUGAGCAAGUUGCUGGGUUGAAGCUCGCUGGUGAUCAUCCUAGGAUACCUGUUGAGCCAAAGGUUCAUAAAGUAAAGGCAAAGAUGUAA
Messenger RNA from Fusarium sp. VM40, 855 nucleotides. NCBI's taxonomy places the organism in Eukaryota, Fungi, Ascomycota, Sordariomycetes, Hypocreales, Nectriaceae. The record is from the annotation of a GenBank genome assembly.